AACAUGAUAGAAUAAUAAAAUAAAGACUUCCGGUUUUGGAGCGCCCUUUUGAUAUUUUUCCUGAACAUUACUUAAAAAAUAUCAUAAUAUUUCAGGUGUAGAGUUGGUUAUUCGUAGCUUGUUACUAGGGGAGAGUUAAUGUUCUAUUUUCAGUUUGGGAAGUUGAACGAUGUCUGGCUUUUUUGACGGAACUCUCCUGACAGUCACCAUGCAGACCUCUCUCGCUCACUCACCGCAGAAUGCAUUUAGCCCCAAGGAGCUGUCCCAGGAGAUCAAAUCCUUCAUCAGUGGCGUGGACCAGACCCAGGGUCGUAAACUCAGCGUCCGUGAGCAUGCCCGCUGUGCUGUGCGUCUACUACGAUCCGUGCCUGCCUGUCGCGGGGCGGUGCUUGAGCACCUAAGGGGCGUUUACAACGAGCACGUAUCAGCCUUUCUUCACAAUCUGGAGGCGGACGGCGAGGGCGACGGGGACUCCAACCUGGAGGACGUCAUCACGGAGGUCCAUGGCGUCCUGUCAGAGUUCAUCAGGCUCAACCCCCGAGCCUGGGCUCCCCUCGUUUCCACCUGGGCUGUAGACCUGCUGGGGCAGCUGAGCUCCAAGCAUGCUGGUCGCAGGGCAGCUCCCCAAUCCCCCAGCCUCAAUGAGCUGCUGCAGCUGUGGAUGUCCUGUGCAGCUACCCGCUCCCUCAUGGAGGCCUAUACCCAGUGCCUGGCGGCCAUGAUAGCCUGGUGUCCUGAUCAAUGUGUGGACAGUCUCCUGGACACCUCCGUGCAGCACUCCCCCCACUUUGACUGGGUGGUGGCCCACAUCGGAUCCUCCUUCCCGGGCACCAUCAUUAGCCGCGUCCUGGCCUGUGGCCUUAAAGACUUCUGUUCCCACGGAACGGCUGACAAGGGUCAGGGAGACAAGAGCAACCGAGUGCCUAAGAUCGGCUCUGUGGUGGGGAUCCUGGGCCACCUGGCGGCGCAGCACUCUGACAGCAUCCGGCGGGAGCUGCUGAGGAUGUUCGAGGAGAGCCUCAGCCUCCUGACUAUACCCCCCAGCUCUGGGUCCACCUCCUGGGAGCACUCAGCCCAGCUCCGCCGAGGCGCAGUGCCCUUCCUCCUCCAGCUGGCGGCGCUGUCACCCUCUCUGCUGGGCGCCAUGUCUGCUGAGCUGGUGGAGUCUCUACGGCCUCCAGUCUUGCUCCAGCUCCACGCUGUUCUACAGGGGCUUCCCAGGGAGGAGCUGGACAACAUGAUGGGGCUGGUUGUUCACCUCAUCGCCCAGAGCCCUGCUGGAGGGGCACGCAUCCUCCGCUUCCUCGCUGACACGGCCACCCCCGCAUCCGUCAUUAUCUCCGGCCCAAUGCCUUCCCCUCACGAGGGGGUCCGGGAGGCCUGCGACUGCCUCCUCCAGAUGCUCCUGCUGCACCUCCACAAGCUGGUCUACACCUGCUCAGAGGGGGACGAUGGCUACUACAACCGCCCCCACUCUCCCUCCUCCCAGGCCCCCCGGGUAGUCCCCUUCCUGGAGGAGCUGCAGUCACACGUGGGAGAGCUGUGUGCCGAGACAUUGAGGCUGGAGAGGAAGCGCCAUCUCUGGCUGCACCAGCUGCUGUGUCUGCUGUCUGUGUACAGGGGCCCCAGUGUGGCCACGGAGGCCCUCUGUCAGCUGCUCACCCUAGCCCGGAACCCAGACCAGCUGGCCCUGGCCUGGCUGCUCCACACCCCACUGUCCACCUGCCUGCCAGGCCUCAUCCCUGCAGCAGUGACCCGCUGCGUGGCCCAGAUCCACACACACACCCUGGGACCCAAGCAGCUCUGCCAGCUCCUCCUCAACCUGGCCUCCACCAUGCAGAGUGUACAGGAGGAGGAGAGGAGGGGUCCUGGAGGCAUGGGAGGAGAAGGAGGUGCGAGACCUCAGUCAUCCAUGGCAGCGCAGGUUGGAGCAGCGGUCUCGGGACACCUCCAUGAUUUCAGCCCUCUGCUCCUCCACGGUGACCCGGCGGUAUCCCACGCUGCCGUGUGGCUCCUGUCCCGCAGCCUCCUCCCCCGUGCCGCCCUGCCUUCCCACCUGCUGCUCGUCUGUCGGGCCGCCGUCACACACUUCUUCCUGGCGCUGCGGAGGAGAGUACAGGCAGGGAAGGGGAGAGACGGAGGGCAGGGAGGAGAGGCGGUGAACUGUUCGGUGCUCCUCCUGUCCCGUCUGGCAGGUUACUCCCCUCUAACCCUCAAAUGUGUCCUGCUGCAGCUGGUGGAGGGAGCUCUACAUAAAGGAAACACUGACCUGUUCGGAGGGCAGAGCGAGGACAUUGGAGGGGACACCCCCAUCUCCCCGUCCUUGGCCCCUGACCGGGCGGGCUCCCUGCUGGACAUCAACUGCAGGUUCGGCACUACGGUCAACUUCUCUGGCAGUGUGUGGUCUGUGUUCCAUGCUGGGGUGAUAGGGAAGGGUCUGAAGCAGCACAGCACUACGCCUCACCCCGAUGCCGCCAGUGUCAUACAGAACGUCCAGACUCUGCUGGCUGUCACCGUCCAGUGCUGCAGCGCUCCAUCUGGGAAUGGUGGCAACAGUGGCGGCGCCCGACACCAAUCCUCCGUCGUUCCUGACGAGCUGCCGCCCAUCAACGCUGAGGCGGCCAAAAUGAUGGCGGUGACGCUGGUGGAGUAUAUCUGCCCCGACGUGGCCAACGGGGAACUGUCAUGGCCACCAGAGGAACACGCCCGCACCACUGUAGAACGCGACAUACACAUCCGCCGCUGCUUCGAGGCCCACCCUGUCCUCUUCCCUUUACUCCAUGUUGUGGCUGCCGGGCGUCCUGCUCUCUGUUACUGUUCUGCGGUGCUCCGGGGCCUGCUGGCCACUCUGCUAGCCCACUGGGAGGCUUCGAGGGAGCCUUUGGCAGUAGACUCCCCCUGGCACCUCCAGGCCUCCUGCAUGCUGGUGUCAUGUAUGGGCGAGGGCCAGCUGCUGCCCCCCGUGCUGGGCAACGUCCACGAGGCCUUCCCCUACCUGAUGCCCUUCGAGGUGAGGCUUCUCCUCCUGGCUGUGUGGGAGUACGUGAGGGGCAAUGGCCCCAUGCCACAGAAGUUUGUCUUCAGUGCCGAGAAGGGCCUGUUCUGCCGGGAUUUCGCACGGGACGGGGAUGUGGCAAGAUACGUAGCGCCCAUCCACAGUGUCCUGCAUAAGAACAUUGACCGGCUGGGGCAUCUAUGCUGGCGUUUCCAGCUCUGAACAAGGGAAGGAGAGAACUGAAGGAGGGAUGGAUAAAGAGGGUGUAAGAAGUAGGACACUUGGGAUUGAUUGUGAAAGAUGAGGAAGGUGUGGUUAUAGGUCAUUGUGGAGAUGUUGCUUUGCCGUUAUUUUUUUUCUCUAACUGUCAUCUAGUUCUGUAUGCACUCCGAAGCAUACAGUGCCUUCAGAAAAUAUUCAUACCCCUUGACUUUUUACACAUUUUGUUGUGUUACAAUGUGAGAUAUUAAAAUUGAUGUAAUUGUCAACGGUCUUCACAAAAUACUCUUUAAUGUUAGUGGUGGAAAAAGUACUCAAUUGUCAUACUUGAGUAAAAGUAAAGAUACCUUAAUAGAAAAUUACUCAAGUGAAAGUCACCCAGUAAAAUACUACUUGAGUAAAAGUCUAAAUGUAUUUGGUUUUAAAUAUACUUAAGUAUCAAAAGUAAAUGGAAUUGUUAAAAUGUACUUAAGUGUCAAAAGUAAAAGUUUGAACCAUUUCAAAUUCUUUAUAUUAAGCAAACCAGACGUCACAAUUAUUUAAAAAAAAUGGACUUAUAGCCAGGGGCACACUCCAACACUCAGACAUAAUUUACAAAGGAAGCAUUUGUGUUUAGUGAGUCCACCAGAUCAGAGGCAGUAGGGAUUUUCAUGUCAAAAUAUAUUGAGUACUUUUGGGUAUCAGGGAAAAUGUAUGGAGUAAAAAGUACAUUAUUUUCUUUAGCAAUGUAGUGAAGUAAAAGUUAUAUAAAUAGUAAAGUACAGAUACCCCCAAAAAGUAGUAGUACUUUAAAGUAUUUUUACUAAAGUACUUUAUGCCACUGUGUAAUGUCAAAGUGGAAGAAAAAUUAUAAUAUUUCUAAGAUUGAAACACUAAUAUAUCUUGAUUGGAUAAGUAUUCAAUCCCCUGAAUCAAUAGGUGUUAGAAUCAACUUUGUCAGCGAUUACUGCUGAGUCUUUCUGGGUAAGUCUCUAAGAGCUUUGCACAUCUGGAUUGUACAAUAUUUGCACAUUAUUAUUUUUAAAGCAUAUCCAUAACAUGAUGCAGCCACCACCAUGCUUUAAAAUACAAAGAGUGGUAUUCAGUGAUGUGUUGUGUUGGAUUUGCCCCAAACAUAAUGCUUUGCAUUCAGGACAUGAAAUUAUUAUUUUUGCAUUUUUUUUUUUCAGUUUUACUUUAGUGCCUUAUUGCAAACAGGAUGCAUGUUUUGGAAUAUUUUAUUCUGUACAGGCUUCCUUCUUUUCACUCUGCCAAUUAGGUUAGCAUUGUGGAGUAACUACAAUGUUGAUACAUGUCGUGGUAAUUUCCUGUAUUACUAAAUGAUAAGAGUUUACAAACCACACACAAGUCAGAGUUAUAUUUUAAACUCCAUCUUUAAUUAUAUGAGCUUCACCAUAGCCCUUUGACUCUCAGAUCAAUUCAGUGUCUAUAAAUGAAUUCUCUGAGAGUGCUUACAAAACAAUUCUUAGUAUCUUUUACAGCCAAGAUACACCCCUCUCAACUCACAUGACGAACCACAGAUCUUAGGAACAUUACAAAGAAAGACUUUUACUUGAGAGAGGAGUAUCCCAUAGCCAGAUAGCAUUAGCUAUAAAUUAUCUUUCAGUUUGCUCUCUAAGAUGAGGUUCUAAUCUAAUUCUUGGUACUUCUUAGGACCAAAACAUUACCUCAUCCAAUGGCAUAUAUCAAUUGUCAAUUCUAGAGACUCCCAUCUCAAAUACACCCCCUCUUCUCCCCACUCCUGGAGAAGCUCACUAAGGGGAGUGAACCUCUAGGUCAUAUACUAUGAAAGAUAAGUUCAACAUCAGAGGGGUGGUAUAAUGGUUCCAGACACUGCCAUACUCCUCCCCCCCAAUGGGAAAAUGAGGGAGUGACUGGAGUACAGACAUAGUGGAGCCCUUCACAUGGUUUCACAGAUAUAUUCACCUAUGAAAGACAAUGUUCAAACCUGACUUCUCCCUUUCUGAUAUUCUGCAUAUUACCAGAUAUGUAAAAGAUAAGCCUGACCUCUCCCCUCUCUGGGCCCCAAGUGACUUUUCCCUAGAGGAGAAAGGAAAAUGCAACUGCCAACAGUAUAGUCCAAAAGAAGACAUUCUAAUAACAAGUAUAAAAUAAAUAAAACAUCUUAUUUAUCUAUGUUACCUAACUAAUUCUGAUUCAGCUACGACAUACAUCCUCAGUUCUCUUAUCACAGCCAUUCAACUCUAACUGUUUUAAAGUCAGCAUUGGCCUUGUUAAAUCCCUGAGUGGUUUCUUUCUUCUCCGGCAACUGAGUUAGGAAGGACGCCAGUCUUUGUAGUGACAGGGUGUAUUGAUACACCAUCCAAAGUGUAAUUAAUAACUACUUCACCAUGCUCAAAGGGAUAUUCAAUGUCUGUUUUUUUUUACCCAUCUACCAAUAGGUGCCCUUCUUUUCAAGGCAUUAGAAAACGUCCCAGUUCUUUGUGGUUGAAUCUGUUUGAAAUUCACUGCUCGACUGAGGGACCUCACAGAUAAUUGUAUGUGUACAAAAAACAAACAUAUUAAACACUAUUAUUGCACAUCGAGUGAUUCCAUGCAACUUAUUAUUUGAGUUGUUUAGCAAAUUUUUGGUCCUGAACGUAUUUAGGCUUGCCUUAACAAUGGGGUUGAAUACUUACUGACUCAAAAUAUUUCAGCUUUUUAUUUAUUAUUAAUUUGGAAAAAUGUCCCCAAAAAUUAUUUCACUUUAACAUUGUGCAGUAUUGUGUGUAGACCAGGGACCCCAAAUCUAAAUUGAAUCCAUUUUAUAUUCUUGCUAACACAACAAAAUGUGGAAAAAGUGAAGGGGUGUGAAUACUUUCUGAAGGCACCUUAGUUCACCAAAUGCUGAGAAUGUUACAUCUACUGUGUAUCUCUCCUGUUUUGUAUCAUUUUCUAGACUGAAUGGGAUUUUGUAUCUAGCUGUUACUGUAGAGGGAUAAAAACAUAUAGUAUACAAUAAAUAACCAGAAAAAGA
Molecule: messenger RNA, 6191 nt
Organism: Salvelinus fontinalis (brook trout)
Lineage: Eukaryota; Metazoa; Chordata; Actinopteri; Salmoniformes; Salmonidae
Product: integrator complex subunit 5-like
Exons: 2
Coding region: 170-3217 (1015 amino acids)
Biological process (GO): snRNA 3'-end processing
Cellular component (GO): integrator complex
Source: RefSeq, a predicted model, not a curated record